ACAGUUAUACAGUAGCGGCCAACUGAGUAUCACUUUACUAUAGUAAUAAUUUACUAUAACAUUUUACAGUGACUGUUUGAAAAACUUAAGGAGAGGAAUUAUCAAAAGUUACUGACGUGUAAUAAUUUGGAAAUCAUGGGUCGACAUAUCAAUAAGUUGUUACGAAGUCCAUUAGUAAUAGUGUUUCUAGUGCAAGUUUGUGUAUGUGAUCGUGAAACAUGUGACCGGCGUCCUUUCGAUACUCAAACCGCGCCUUUACCACCUGAUAAUAGAUUUUAUAUAGAUAUCGAUGGAAUCACAGAACGGUAUAUACCGGGAGUCCAAUAUACUGUGCGUUUACUCUCUAAAGACGGUAAGUCAACAUUUAUUGGAUACACAAUAGGUCUUCGAGAAGACGAAGCAUACAAUGAGAAGAACCCUCGUAAACCAAAACGUUUGAAGCCUGGGAGACUACAGCCGUCACCAGACUCGCAUGAAGGAAAGACUCGUCCAUAUUGUAACAAUACAGUUAUACAUUCCGAUAUUACUCCUAAAACAUCCGCCGAGGCUCUGUGGAUUGCUCCUGAAAAAGGUAGUCAUUGUGUGACCGUUUACGCAAUAGUUGCUAUCAAGCCUGAUGUUUGGUAUAAUUACGAAGGACCCCUAUCGAAGCGAGUGUGUGAGGACAUCAGGAACGCUGACGAUAUACUACCAACUCAAAAUGAUGACUGUCAAGUUUGUGAGGAGGCCCGAUAUCAAUUGACCUUUGAAGGUUUGUGGUCAUACAACACACAUCCUAAGGCAUUCCCGCAAUCGCAAGAACUGGCUCGCUUCAGUGAAGUCGUCGGAGCGUCCCAUAGUAAAUACUUUAGUGUUUACAAAUACAAUACAGAAGCAAGUGCAGGCAUCAAAAUGUUGGCUGAGCAGGGAAACACUACGCAACUUGAAAUGGAAAUCCAAGCCGAGUUGGGGCACGGUGUCCGCACUGUGAUAAAGGCUACUGCACCCGCUAAGACUAAUUUGACAACCUUAACUAGCUUUCGAGCAAACAAGGAAAAUCAUCUGGUAUCUCUAGUGACGGGCAUCAUGCCUUCUCCGGAUUGGUUCCUCGGAAUGGCUAAUUUGGAACUAUGCGAAUUUAAAACAGGUCAAUGGGCGAAGACAGUAAAGUUGAAUUUGUAUCCUUUAGAUGCUGGUACUGACAGCGGCAAAGAUUUCGAGUCUUCCAACGAUGGAACGUCACCUCCACAACCCAUCACAUCAGCUGCAAUAGCUAAAGGAGAGAAAGUGAAAGCCUUUGCCAGAGUGAUAGUGGAUUUAAUUCGUACAUACCCUAACCCUAAUUGCGUCUCGGAUACUUCUACAUUUAGUUAUCCUGAAGAGUCAACCAAGGAUGGUAAUGGUGGCAUUGAACCACCUGUCAGUUUAGAGCCGUACACGACACCAAAAAGCGAAGAUAAUGUAACCCCUGACCCGGGAUCAUCAGAGGAAUGUCCCAUGACAGCUUGGGAAGAAUGGCCCUGCGAAGGCGAAUGUGAGAACGGUACCCUCACGGGCAUGAGGCUCAAAUAUCGGUACCACAUUGUAGAUGGAAUCGUAGUCGGUAAAUAUAAUAGUGCUUCCGAGGAUAGAGAAGUGCCUAAGUACUGCUCAAAAGAAGAAACUUUUCAGACUGAACUUUGUGAAGAAGAUUGUCUAAAUAUAGAAUCAGAAGAAGAAGAACAAGAAGAUACACCUGAACCAGAACUUGCUCCUUAAGGAUUAAAAGAGGAAAAAAUCACACAAAUUAUUAAAUCAGAAAUAUAAUUUUAUG
Diatraea saccharalis (sugarcane borer) is the source of this 1792-nucleotide messenger RNA. The record is from the annotation of a GenBank genome assembly. NCBI's taxonomy places the organism in Eukaryota, Metazoa, Arthropoda, Insecta, Lepidoptera, Crambidae.